AUGUCGCGGAUCAAAGCACUCUUCUCCAAGUGUGCCGGCUUCUCUGGCGGCCUCAUCAGCGGAAAUGCGGAGCUCCCGCAGCUGCUCAUCCUGGGCCUCGACAAGUCGGGGAAGACGACUCUCCUCUACAGGCUGAAGAUCGGAUCGGGUUGGGGCGACAUUGUCGAAGACAUGAAGAGGAUGAGGACGCCUGAUUCCGAUGGCAAAGUUGAGGAUCCAGGCUAUCACUACGAGGAGCUGGGCCGGUCCUUCUCCUGCGGCGUGUGGGAGGUCCCAGGCACCGAAGCCAUGAGGCCGGUCUGGAAGCUGUUUUACCAGUCCAUCAAGAUCCACUGCGUUGUGUUCGUGGUGGACGCCACCGAGAACGAGCAGAGGAUCAACCUGGCGAAGAGGCACCUGCACGUUCUUAUGAACGAGGCAGAGCUCAGAAACGCUUGCUUCUGCGUCAUCAUCAACCAGCGUGCGGACAGCGCCGGGAACAAUGUCUACGACGAGAAGGAGGAUGUGCUGAAGUACAAGCUCGGACUGCACGACCUGCAUCCCUCCGUCGAAUGGCGAACAAGGCAUUUUGUCAUCAACAUCCUUGACAUCAAGGGCGAGUCGGACAAGGACUGGCUGGGUGUCAUGAGCUUCGCCAAGGACGUGCUCACGGACAGCAAAGGAUUCGCCUUGAAACUGUGA
This is a messenger RNA of Symbiodinium natans, 681 nucleotides long. Lineage: Eukaryota; Dinophyceae; Suessiales; Symbiodiniaceae. The record is from the annotation of a GenBank genome assembly.